CCCCCCCCCCCCGGGGCGCGGAGCCGAGCGAUGAGGGUGCCCAAAUGGGCUCCGCUCCCCGGGGCACUCCUGGGCCCCCGGCGGGUGGGACCGGCCCCGGGGGUGCGCGGGGUGGGGGUGCACCCCGCUUCUCCCCCCCGCUGCCGACCGGCACCCGGUGCCCCGCAGAGCUGCCGACGGAGGAUGACAUUUACUGCCGGUGCCUCUCCAAGACGCUGUGUCACACGUCCACCCCCGUCACCGUGGGCUUCUACGCGCCCUGCGGCCGGCGCGUCUUCUCGCUGCUCGACAAGCUCAAGGGCUUCAUGCAAGAGGAGACGGCGCGGCGCGAGGAAGCCGAGGUGCGGAAGAGCCACCAGAAGCCGCGCAGCCCCGAGGGCUGGGGGCUGCUGCAGCUCCUGUGGUACCUGGCUUUCUACAAGCCGGUGAUCACCGAAGUCCACCUGCGGAGGAAGAACAUCGAGUUCAUCUUCAUCCGCUUCAGCGCCUGGCAGUUCGCGGGCUGCGACAAGCUCUGGGCCGGGCUGGUGACCACCCUCUGCGACAGCAUCCGCCACCACUUCGGGGCUCUGCCGCUGAGCUGCUACCACGUCAUGGGCAGCCGGCCCCGCUUCGCCUCCGGCUUCAGCCAGCGGGAGUGGGUCCUCAAGAGGAACACGUGCCUCAAGCUCUGGGGGAUGCUCCUCGUGCUGAGCGCCGGCCUCGCCGUGCUCUUGGUGGCCCUGCUGGUGCCCGGCGUCAAGGACAACCGCGCGCUGAAGGUGGUCGGCAGCACCAUCGCCUCGCUGUCGGGCUCCAGCCUGGUGCUGGGCGCCGUCUCCAUCGUCAAGAACCUGCUGGUCAGCGAGAAGAGGAAGAUCGAGCGGCUGACCAGCAGCGACAAGUUCACCACCCAGCUGGGCUUCAUGAGCAAGGUGCGCAACGAGAUCGAGGCGCUCGUCGACUUCCUGGCCUUCAUGGAGAUCUUCGAGCGGCGGCGGCUCCGCGUCGUGCUGGAGAUCACCAGCCUGGACGUCUGCUACCCGGAGAAGGUGGCCGGGGUGCUCAACGCCAUGAACACGCUGCUCUCGGACGCCAACAGCCCCUUCAUCUUCAUCCUGGUCGUGGACCCCAGCGUGAUCGUGCCGUGCCUGGAGCAGACGAGCUGCAUGAAGGGCCUGGCCGACAGCGGCUACCUCUACCUCAACCGCACAGUGACGCUGCCCUUCUCCAUCCCGGAGAUGGGCUCCCGGUCCAAGCUGCAGUGCCUGGAGGAGGCCGUGCAGACGCGCGAGGACCUCCUCUACCGCGUCAUCACCGGGAACUUGGAGAGGAACCGGCGCCGGAGCCGGGCCAAGGGCCGGGCCGAGCCGGCGGCGCCGGGGGAGCGCGGCGGGCGCGAGGCGGACGCCGAGGCCGUGAGCUACAUCCGCGCCGCUUUCCGCUGCCUGCACGACGCCGCCGACCGCCUGCACCGCUACGUGCCCUGCAGCAGCGUCCAGGUGCGCCGCAUCGUCAACACCAUCCCCAUCACCCUGCGGCUGCUGCUGCACCACGGCGGGCCGCGGCCGGACCUCUCGCCCCGCGCCGCCGCGGCCUGGGUGGUGCUGGCGAACCAGUGGCCGUGCCGCCUGAGCUGGGCCCUGCAGUGCCUGGAGGACGCCGGGCAGCAGAGCCGGCCGCCGGCCGCCCUGGGCUCCCGCAGCCUGUGGAGCAUCUUCCAGGAGCACCGGCGGGAGCUGUGCGCCGCCCGCGCCGCCCUGCGCAACGUGCUCUGCCUGGACGGCGACGCCGAGCUCUUCGAGACCUUCCUGGCGCGCGACUUCCCCUUCUCGGCCGCCGAGGCCGGGCGCCUGCUCCGCUGCACCGUCAACCUGGACCGCUCCAUCCGCCGCGCCAUGGGGCUGCAGCGCGGCCUCGACCGCCUGGCCCGGGCCGCCGCCGCCGCCGCCGCCGUCUCCCGCGGCGUGCAGUGCCCCCCGGCCGAGUGACGCCGGCGAGCGGAGGCUGCAACGGGGAGAAAACGGGGAAGACGCUCGGAACGGGGCCGCGGCGGCGGCUCCCAGUGCUCCCAGCGCUCCCAGUGCGCCCCGGCGGCCCCCGCCCGGAUGCCGCCGCCUCCCCGAGGCGGAUGCGGCGUUUGGCGGGUUUUGCCCCCCAAAACGGGGUUUCGACGCGGCGGGACCCCCUCGUUGGGGCUGCGAUGGCGCCCGAGGAAGACUCCGGUGCGGCGCCUUCGGCCUCGGUGGCGCUUCCGGCUCCCGCUCCGGCUGCAGGGGGGAACUGGGAAGGACUGGGAGAGACUGGGAAGGACUGGGAGGAGGCGAGG
Messenger RNA from Dromaius novaehollandiae (emu), 2308 nucleotides. RefSeq names its product NTPase KAP family P-loop domain containing 1 (gene NKPD1). Lineage: Eukaryota; Metazoa; Chordata; Aves; Casuariiformes; Dromaiidae. The transcript has 2 exons. The coding region runs from base 45 to 1970 and encodes 641 amino acids. The record is from RefSeq and is a predicted model, not a curated record.